AUGAUCUCUCGCUGGACUUUCGUUAGGCGGCUAGCCACCAAGGCAGAGCGCCAGAUCGGCUCUAUAGGCGAAUUUCCACAACUGAACGACCAGCAGUUACUGGAGGCGAUCGAAAAUGACCCAGACAUCGUCAACAACAAAAGUUGGCGAAGGUCGUACUAUCACCAGCUGUCGCAGCUUACAGAAGCACUCGACGCCCGUUUCAAAGAGCAGCUCGACAAGAACAUGCACAAGAUCAAAAGUUAUAACGACCGCAUCAACACAACUAUCGAGAGCCGUAUCACGGUCGACAUCACCAGAGACAAAUUGCGGUUCGAGGAUUUCUACCCCAACAAGGUUGUCUCGAAAGCCAUCGCAAGCAAGCUAGGGUUCGUGACGACCACCGACUUCCAGAGACGGCUGUUUGCGUUGGCGACCGGGUUCAUCAGCACCGUUGCUGUUGGCGAGCCGGGAACCGGGAAAACAAGCUCCUUGUUUGUGCACUCGCUUUUCCUCCGUCGAAUGAAUGCGCGAGGCGAGGGAAUCAACUCGCUUUUGCUGGUGAAUUCAGGACAGCAGGCAGCCAAACUCGAACACAUGGCUCAGAAGAUUUUCAGUGGAAUCCUGGAACAAAUACCGCGCCAGGGAGCAUCGUACAAGGAAAUGGCACAGUUUCUGUACAGAGCAGACGAAGCUACCGAAAAGAAACAGAUCAACGCAUUGAUGGAGAAUCCGUGUCCGCACGUGUUAGUGUCCACUCCCCAGAGACUGCUGGAUCUUUUGUCGACGCGAGGUAUGGACUUUCUCAAGGUCCAAAGUCUGGCAUACAUUGCAGUUGACGAUAUUGAUCACAUGAUGGAAGUUUCGCUUCCAAUUAGCAAGCAACGCAAGACACCGAUAAUCCAGUUGCUGGAUUAUGUUCUCAAAUUGCAGGAUUAUAAUCGGAUCCAUAACGAGCCGCAUCCGCAGUUGGCGUUCACCACCACGUCGCCAACUCCAAGUGUUUUUCUAGACGAACUUCGCGAGAACACUCAAUGGUUUGAUUGGAGCAAGUUCCAUGAAAUGGGCAAUUUCCAGGAUACACAGAUGGCCGCCACGAACCUUGUGCCGAAGAACGUGGUUUUCGGAUGUGUACUGGUGCGCUCGCAGCUGAGCAAGAGCAAAAAAUUGCGCACAGACUUGAUCGAUAUGAAACCUCCGUUGUAUCCCGAAAGAAUGGACUGGGAAUACGCAGCAACUGGCGAGCCGAAGUUUCUUGAAUACUGGAAGCACAAACGGUCGCACAUGAGCAAAGACAUUGUUGAUGGAGAACUGCAGGUGCUGAUUUCCGGAGUUCUCAAGCUUUUCAAGAAGAAAAAGGACGAUUACCCUGGCAGAGUCUUGAUGGUCGUGUCCGAUGAGACGAGUGUUUUGAAAACACAGAAGAUGCUCGAGAAACUGAAAAGACCGGUGAUUGUGUAUAGCGGCCAGGACCUGGAAGACACCCCGAACAGCUGUUUGAUAGUUGCCAACGGCAAGAGUGUGGCAGGAAUCGGGUUCAAAAACAUCAACACCAUGAUGGUUCUAGGUCUAGACGUGGUCAGGGAUAUUCACCGUUUUGUUCAUCUUGCCGGACGGUUCAGAAACGCGGCUGGUUUGGUCAGUUCUGAUCUGUAUGGGGUCGUUGACGACGAUAAAUACCCGGUGAACAAGAUGAUUCUUCUUGCUCCAGAUCUCGCGACGGGUAGCGAGGAAAGAAAUCAGAUCUCGCGUCUGAGUUUGCGCGGAGGCCUAGUUCAAUGGACGCCGGUGGUGGGCAUUCGCGAGAAAUGA
Molecule: messenger RNA, 1791 nt
Organism: Ogataea philodendri
Lineage: Eukaryota; Fungi; Ascomycota; Pichiomycetes; Pichiales; Pichiaceae
Exons: 1
Coding region: 1-1791 (596 amino acids)
Molecular function (GO): ATP binding; nucleic acid binding
Source: RefSeq, a predicted model, not a curated record